Molecule: messenger RNA, 127 nt
Organism: Funneliformis caledonium
Lineage: Eukaryota; Fungi; Glomeromycota; Glomeromycetes; Glomerales; Glomeraceae
Source: the annotation of a GenBank genome assembly
AUGCCAAAUAUUCACUUAUCACUUCAUAUUACUGACUGUUGUCUCGAUUAUGAUCCAUUUUAUUCAUUCUGGUAUUAUUCAUUUGAACGAAUGAAUGGAGUAUUAGUAUCUUUACCUAAUAGAAAAC